AGACGACCGCCCAUGUCAUGGGCGCUGCUUUUAUUGUUGUCUUUACCAAAACGCGGUCAGUUCAUUAUUGUCAUACGUUGUUUUUCUUUUAGAUAUACAUGGUUGACCAUAAACGGAAUGACAUCGGGCUUACGCGUUUAUCAGCGCCGCUACGAAAAUGGGGACCGUAUCCAGGUGUGAGCAGCCCUGAACCCCGCCUCCAGCACAGCGCGGACCGAGAGGGAGAGAGAGGCCAUAGAGCACGUCGUCACCUCCCUUCCCAGAGUGCACCGCGGCCGGCAUGUCGAGCCCGAGCAGCAGCCCGGAGAGAGAGGGCGCCGGGGAGCCCCUGGAGUGCCCCGCCUCGCCCCCGGGCCUGGAGGCCGACCCCCUGUCCAUGGGCAGCCCCGUCCUCAGCCCCGACUCCUCCUGCCACGAUGCCACGCUCUCCGCCCCGGCAGCCUCCCCCGCCGACUCUGAGAGCCUGAGCCCCGACGAGCUGGAGCUGCUGGCUAAGCUAGAGGAGCAGAACAGGCUGUUGGAGGCGGACUCCAAGUCCAUGCGCUCCAUGAGCGGGUCCCGGCGAAACUCGGGCUCCUCGCUGGUGUCCAGCUCCUCAGCCUCCUCCAACCUGUCCCACCUGGAGGAGGACACCUGGAUCCUCUGGGGCCGCAUCGUCAACGAGUGGGAGGAAUGGAGGCGCAAGAAGGACAAGCUGCUCAAGGAGCUGAUCCGGAAGGGCAUUCCCCAUCACUUCCGGGCCAUAGUCUGGCAGCUGCUGGGGAACGCCACGGACAUGCCGGUAAAGAACCAGUACUCCGAGCUGCUGAAGAUGUCGUCGCCCUGCGAGAAGCUGAUCCGCCGGGACAUCGCCCGCACCUACCCCGAGCACGACUUCUUCAAGGGCCAGGACAGCCUGGGGCAGGAGGUGCUCUUCAACGUCAUGAAGGCGUACUCCCUCGUGGACCGGGAGGUGGGUUACUGUCAGGGCAGUGCCUUCAUUGUUGGACUGCUGCUCAUGCAGAUGCCGGAGGAGGAGGCGUUCUGCGUCUUUGUGCGUCUGAUGCAGGAGUACCGUCUGAGGGAGCUCUUCAAGCCCAGCAUGGCAGAACUGGGCCUCUGCAUCUACCAGUUUGAGUACCUGCUGCAGGAGCAGCUGCCGGAGCUCAACGUGCAUUUCCGCUCACAGAGUUUCCACACAUCCAUGUAUGCCUCCUCCUGGUUCCUCACGCUCUUCCUCACCUUCCUCCCGCUGCCCGUGGCCACGCGAAUCUUCGACAUCUUCAUGUACGAGGGGCUGGAGAUCAUAUUCCGUGUGGGCAUGGCCAUUCUGCAGUACAACCAGACUGACCUCAUCCAGCUCGACAUGGAGGGCAUGUCUCAGCACUUCCAGAAGGUCAUCCCACACCAGUUUGACAGCUGCCCAGACAAGCUCAUCCUGAGGGCGUACCAGGUCAAAUACAACCCAAAGAGGAUGAAGAAACUGGAGAAGGAGUACACCACGAUCAAGAACAAGGAGAUGGAGGAGCAGAUCGAGAUCAAGAGGCUGCGGACUGAGAACAGGCUGCUGAAGCAGAGGAUUGAGACGCUGGAGAAGGAGAGCGCUGCUCUGGCAGACAGACUGAUUCAGGGUCAGGUGACCCGCGCCCUGGAGGCGGAGGAGAACUACGUGAUCAAGCGCGAGCUGGCGGUGGUGCGUCAGCAGUUCAGCGCGGCCAGCGAGAACCUGGAGCGGGCCAAGGACACCAUCCAGGAGCUGCAGCAGCACAAGUACACGGAGCAGUUUGUGAGUGGCCUGCAGACGCAGUUGGAGCAGUCCCGGCUGCAGGAGACAGAGCUGCUGGGCGCUCUGAAGGAGAUGCAGGACAAGGUUCUGGACCUGGAGAGGAGGAACAGCUCCCUGCCAGAUGAGACCAACGUGGCCCAGCUCCAGGACGAGCUGAAGCUGGUGAAGCUGAGAGAGCUGGAGACGCUGCAGUCCUUCAGAGAGAUGCAGGACUCUGUGGCAGACCUCAACCAGCGCUGGCAGAACCACAUGUCCCGGGGCGGUGGGGGCGGGCACUGGAAGGAGUCCCCCAAGAAGAACGCCAUGAACGAGCUGCAGGACAAGCUGAUGGGGGUGCGUCUGCGGGAGGCCCAGGCCCAGGCGGAGCUCAGGGAGCUGAAGCUGAAGACCCUGCAGCUGGAGAGCCAGAACCAGAUCCACAGCAAGCUGGUGAGCCGGCAGGAGCAGGAGAGCGCCGCCCUGCAGGACAAAGUGCAGUACCUCACCUCCCAGAGCAAGGGGCUGCAGGGCCAGCUGAGCGAGAUGAAGAGGAGGCAGGCCGAGUCCGACUGCAAGAGCAAGGAGGAGGUGAUGGCCGUGCGACUGCGGGAGGCCGACAGCAUGGCUGCCGUGGCCGAACUCAGGCAGAGGAUCGCAGAGCUGGAGAUACAGAAGGAGGAGGGGCGGAUCCAGGGCCAGCUGAACCACUCAGACUCCACCCAGUACAUCACGCAGCUGAAAGAUCACAUCGCCGAGCUGAAGAACGAGAUCAGGCAGCUGCGUGGCCACCCGGCCAGGUUUCAGACAGCAGGAAGCGGGGGCUUCGGGGACCUGCGUCUGAGCGACCCUGCCUCGGGGGAGGCUGAUUACCUGAGCUCAGACGAAGACCUGCUGCCCAGCCCCCUCCCCGCCACGGCCCUGUACCCCUCCCUGCAGGCCCCGUGCCGCCCGUCGCCCCGCCUGGACAGCGAGGGCAGCACCGACAGCGACGGGGAGGAGAGGGGGGAGGACGCGGACUCCCACAAUCCUCCACAGCUGUACGCCAGCAUGGUGUGCGCUGAGGCCCUGGAGAACUGAGCAGCCUGAGAGAGACUGCUGACUGAAACACACACCCACACACACACACGUACAUGAACACACACACACACACA
Conger conger (European conger) is the source of this 2895-nucleotide messenger RNA. It is a transcript of the gene evi5l, whose product is annotated as ecotropic viral integration site 5 like. The record is from RefSeq and is a predicted model, not a curated record. NCBI's taxonomy places the organism in Eukaryota, Metazoa, Chordata, Actinopteri, Anguilliformes, Congridae. Bases 281 to 2821 code for a protein of 846 amino acids. The transcript has 20 exons.